Aspergillus novofumigatus IBT 16806 is the source of this 1077-nucleotide messenger RNA. RefSeq names its product 2EXR domain-containing protein. Bases 296 to 898 code for a protein of 200 amino acids. NCBI's taxonomy places the organism in Eukaryota, Fungi, Ascomycota, Eurotiomycetes, Eurotiales, Aspergillaceae. The record is from RefSeq and is a predicted model, not a curated record. The transcript has a single exon.
CCCGAAUAAUCUCCUCUGUGCCUACUUUCAUGUUAUCUGUCUCAGGCACCGCCUAUCCUACACCUAUUUUGCCAUCUCUCUGGCGGAGGUGUACACGCUAGAAAAGGGUGCUAAAGAGCACUACUUCUUUUCUAUCCACAUCCAUUCCUCAUCUUCACCAACGCCCCUGGGCAACCUUUCGGAAUUAUCUGUCGCUCCCUCUUAACGUUGCAUUUUUCGACCUGCAAAACGCCAAGAGGCACACCAUCAGCUGACCCAUCCCACCAAAAAAAUUCCGUCGCCAGCACAGCGCUGCAUGGCCGCGUUCCACCUUUUCCCCCGUCUCCCCUUUGAGCUUCGUGCUCGAAUUUGGGAGUUAACAGUCGAGCCGCGCACUGUUGAGAUGCGCGAAAAGAGAGAGUAUGGGUCAUGGGGCAAGCUUUUGCAUGUAACCUCAUCAACACCAGUACCUGCAGUGCUUCAGGCCUGCCAUGAGGCCCGAAAUCAGGGGCUGUACCAGAAGGCCUUUAAUUUUUCUGCAGGGGUUGAGCCGCGGUAUGUCUGGGUCAACUUUAAGAUUGACAUGAUCUCAAUUGGGCAUUCUUGGUUUAACUCAAUUGAUCUUGCUGAACGACUGCUGAUUCGCCGGCUUACCUUUGAGCGGGAAAAUGAUGAAUCCUUUUUCCACUUUCGAUCCCAUGAGCUAUACGAAUUGUAUCCUAAUCUGGAGGAAAUUCAUGUCAUCUGUGAAGACGGUCUGCUGGCAUGGCAAGAUGCCUGGCGAUACUGCCCCUGGCCAUGUCCAAAGAAGAAUCUGAGGUUUAUUGACAAGGAAACGGGGCAGAUUGCGGUUGGCAAGGACCUGGAUAGGAUGUGGCGGAUGAAUGGCUGGACUCUUUCCUCUGAUGAAUCUGAUUGACUGUUCAAGCCCCUGUCUUAUAGUUCGUAGAGCUUGCCGUAUUUCGUGGCUCAAUAUUUAAGAAAACGCGUCUCAAGAGGAUACUUAAAUCUCAGAACUCGCUACACACCAGGUUUCCCACAAUUGAUUUUUCCUCACUAGGUUAGAUACAUAGUGCAGCCUCAAUACAUAGCUUUCUC